Carassius auratus (goldfish) is the source of this 1917-nucleotide messenger RNA. Its product is annotated as fibronectin type III domain-containing protein 7-like. The record is from RefSeq and is a predicted model, not a curated record. Gene Ontology annotation, molecular function: protein binding. The transcript is spliced from 9 exons. Lineage: Eukaryota; Metazoa; Chordata; Actinopteri; Cypriniformes; Cyprinidae. The coding region runs from base 1 to 1917 and encodes 638 amino acids.
AUGACAGCACAGACAAUUCCUGCCACCUCACAAAUAACAUAUUCGAAGGCAAUAUCAAGCACCUCGAUCAGGUUUGAGUGGUCCAGUGCGCAAGGAGCCGAUAGUUACAUUUUGGUGGUGAAUGGAACUUUCCAUCCUGAGACUCAAAACUUUACAUACACAACGCUAAAUGGACAGGUAGACAACCUCCAGCAAGCCACUUCAUACAGCUGUUACGUUUAUUCCUCCAAUCCUGCAGGACUCGGUGCCAAGAGCCUUGUCAAAACCAUCAGAACGUUGGUGCAGCCACCGAAUAACGUGGCCGUGACAGAGUUAACUCAGGGCAUGGCUCGCGUAACAUGGAACAGUGUUUCAGGCGUUCUGCUCUACCAGAUGUCAGUGACAGCCAAUAACAAGCCGGGAUUUCCCCCGGUUCUUAAGAACGUCUCUGGUACCGCUAUGAAUAUCUCAAACCUGGAGCCGUGUACAACAUACACAAUAGGGGUUGCAUCCAUCAACAUGUUCCUGGAACCAGGAGAGUCCACCAACUUCACCUUCUUAACUUCCACCAUUUCAACAGUUUCCUCCAUCUCUGUGGAGUACAGCUGUCUUACUUCUACAGCAAUAGUCAGGUGGGAUGUGGUUUUUGGUGCCACAUUGUACCGCGCCGUCAUUACAGAUGGUCAAGGCCGGUCUUUUAACUGCACUUCCACGAACUCCACCUGCCAGUUCUUGAUGCUGGUCUGUGGAGAACGAUACACUGUACGGAUUACAGCCAUUGGUAAUUGUGAAAGCACUUCUGACGGCACCUACGUCUUUGAGACAGCACCCUGCCCACCCAAAGCCCCACAGCUGUACCGUGAGUGUUCCACUAAUGUCAUCUUGUUCUCGUGGGAUUCCACCAACAACACGGCUUAUUACUUCGCCAUAGCUGUGGACUCAGACCAACUGGUAACUGAAUGCCUCACUGUGGACACCUCCUGUUUUUUCACCGACACCGUCUGUGGUAAAACCUACAGCUUCUAUGUCAGAUCCAUCUACACCGGAGGACUAGACUGCAACACUGGAUACACAGACGGGGUGGUGAUCAAAACGGCCCCAUGUUUACCGCAGAACAUUUACACAACAGCAAACUGUGCUAGCAUCAGCAGUGCCGUCAUUACUUGGCAUGAGGCCGCAGGAGCCAAGACCUACAUUGUGGAGGCCCGCGGCAAUCGUAAAGAUUUCUACAACUGUUCGUCUGCAAACACAAGCUGCACGCUAACAGAUCUGGAAUGCGGAGAGAGCCUGAGCGUGUGGAUUGUUGCCACAAAUGGUGACUGUACUACUGAUCCUGUGCUGGGAGAGGUGGCAGAGACAGUUCCGUGCAUACCUCAGAACGUGUCCGCUGUGAAGACUUGUAGUUCAGAGUCUGCCUCUCUCACAUGGAACAAUGCCAAUGGUGCCGUCUUGUACAUUGGAACGGCAACGCACAUAGACGGUACAGUUCACACCUGCGCUGCCAUGGCGCCAGAGUGCACAUUCCCAAACCUGCGAUGUGGCGAGACAUAUGAUGUGAAAGUCAAAGCAACUAACCUGCAAUGCAACAGUUCUGAGAGUCAACAUGUCACCCUGCAGACGGCUCCAUGUGCUCCAGUCAGAGUGGGGGUCACUAGAGACUGUGCAGCGAAUCACGUGAUAGCAAGCUGGCAGGCCCUUCAGGCUGGGAGUCUGUACACGGCAGUACUGCAGGAUGAACAUGGACCCACAGUUAACUGCAGCACCAGCUCUAACAACUGCACAUUCACAGACCUGCUCUGUGGAAUGAACUACAACCUCACAGUCACAAGGAAUGAUGGUCAAUGCAGGAGUCUGCCAUCCUCAUCCAUUCAGAUACAGUCAGCGCAGGAGCUAAUGGGUACACAGCAAUUGCAACAGACAGGCAGCAGCAACGUUUAG